AUGCGGGUUUUUGGGCUUGAACGUGUGAACAAAAAAUUUCACUUUCAGAAAAAUAAGUAUUCCGAUGGAUUUACAACAGAGCCCCCCGAGUGUAAGAUGACCCAACAAGGCGGCGAGUACUUGGGAACGAACGAGGUCACCCACGCGGGUCUCCCGUGCAGACCGUGGGGGAACUCUUGGAAGCCCCCCGAAAUCCCCGACUGCUGCGGCUCGGGCUUCCCAGACGAGGAAGUCGACGGGAACCACAACCUCUGCCGCAACCCGAACGGCGAAGCCGCUCCCUGGUGCUACAGCGAAGAAAACGGUCAAGAAUUCUGCGCCGUUCCGUUCUGCGCCGUCAAAUUCGAGGAAGGCGACGGGCUCUAUCCAGAAUGCCGACUGAAGGAGAAAGGAAAGGAAUACGUUGGAACGAAGAACGAGACCGAGACGGGUCGACCUUGUCUCCCUUGGGACUCUCAGUCUCACCGCGAGCCUUGGGGUUUCUCCAACAGCAGCGAAAUUGCAUACAAAGAUCACUUCCUCAAUCGCGACCUAUCGAUCCACAAGAAUUACUGCAGGAAUCCGGGUUUUCACAGAGAGAGACCCUGGUGCUUCGUCUCGGAUCCGAACGUCCAGUGGGAGUACUGCGACGUACCGUUCUGCCGUGAUCUCGAUCCGCCGGAGUGCAAGCUGACGGGAAAGGGAGGGGAAUACGUGGGGCGUCGGAGCGUGACCAUUUCGGGGUUUCCGUGCAUGCACUGGCUGUCGAUUAAGACUACGAUGUCGGUGCCGCUUUUCAAAUAUUUCCUAUCCGCAUCGCCGGACGAAGUGGAUGGAAGCCAUAACUUUUGCCGAAGCAUCGGGCUAGGUACUCACGGUCCUUGGUGCUUUUCGAGCUUACCCACCGGGCCGAGAAUUGAGUACUGCGACGUCCCCUUUUGUCCCGAGAGCGACGGCAAACUAUGUGACAUUCGAGUCUCGGGGAAAUGCAUCAGCUCGAGGGAAUGCCGAACGACGCCGAAAGGCCUGGAGUACAUGGGAACGAAGAGCACGACGAAAUCUGGCUACCCAUGUCAGCCGUGGAUGAGCAACACACCGAACAAUCAAGAACUGAAGGCACAUUACAGUUCCAACUUCGGAGCUUCCUUCCCGGACGACUUACACCCUUCUCACAACUUCUGCCGGAACCCAACCUCGGACCCAAAAGGUCCUUGGUGCUAUAACGGAGCUGGAAAGAAACCCUCCACGGACUACUGCGACAUCCCUUUCUGCUGA
This is a messenger RNA of Darwinula stevensoni, 1254 nucleotides long. Lineage: Eukaryota; Metazoa; Arthropoda; Ostracoda; Podocopida; Darwinulidae. The record is from the annotation of a GenBank genome assembly.